ACCGAGAGCAGUGGCCCUUAGGACAUCUCGCUCUCUUUGGCUUCAUCCAGGUUCAUCAGGCUACUGCUGAGCAACAUGCUAUACCUCAUCAUCAACAUGCUAUUAUUCCUACCUGACAAACUGAGCUGUCCAAGUCUCCUCCUGAUGCAUAACUAAACCAAUGCCAGCUUGUAGAGAAAUACAGUGUAUGUUAGAAAUGUAGGAGUUUAGGAGUGGUCCUAUAAUGACUCCAGAAACUGAAAUAACCUGAGUGAGAGCUUCUUCAUGGUGAAGGGCGCUGCUCUCUUCCUGCAGCAGGGGAGCAGUAAUGAAGGACAGAAAGCACAUCCUCACCACAAACAUGCAGGCGACUUACCUCAACACUUACAGGUGAUGAUAAACAUCCUGCGCUCGGAGGACCGAAUCAAACUGGCGGUGCGGCUGGAGAGUGCGUGGUCUGAUCGUGUGCGGUACAUGGUAGUGGUGUACACCAGUGGGCGACAAGACACAGAGGAGAACAUCCUGCUGGGGAUCGACUUUACCAGCAAAGACAGCAAAAGCUGUUCGAUCGGCAUGGCGCUGCCUCUGUGGAGUGACACAAAGAUCCAUCUGGAUGGAGAUGGGGGUUUUACUGUGAACACGGCAAGUCGGACUCAUGUGUUCAAACCUGUAUCGGUGCAGGCUAUGUGGUCAGCCCUGCAGGUGCUGCACAAGGCAUGCGAGGUAUCCCGCAGGUACAACUACUUCCCUGGAGGCAUGGCUCUCACCUGGAUGGGCUACUACGAGAGCUGCAUCGCAUCAGAGCAGAGCUGCAUCAACGAGUGGAACGCCAUGAAGGACCUGGAGACCACUCGGCCGGACUCACCCACCAUGUUUGUCGACAAGCCUUCAGAGCGAGAGAGGACUGGGUGCCUUAUCAAAGCCAAACUCAGAAGCAUCAUGAUGUGCAGGGACCUCGAGAACAUCACCUGCAAAGAGAUCCGUACAGAGUUGGAGCAACACAUGAACUGUAACCUGAAGGAGUACAAAGAGUUCAUCGACAAUGAGAUGCUGCUGAUCCUGGGCCAGAUGGACAAACCAACACUCAUCUUCGACCAUGUCUACCUGGGAUCUGAAUGGAAUGCAUCUAAUUUGGAGGAGCUCCAAGAGUCGGGGGUCGGCUACAUCCUCAACGUUACCAGGGAAAUAGACAACUUCUUUCCAGGCACUUUCAGUUAUCACAACAUCCGCGUCUAUGAUGAGGAUGCCACUGACCUUCUGGCUCACUGGAAUGAGACGUACAACUUCAUUGUUAAAGCAAAAAAGAACCGCUCGAAGUGUCUCGUUCACUGCAAGAUGGGCGUCAGUCGGUCCGCUUCCACUGUCAUCGCCUACGCCAUGAAGGAGUUUGGCUGGUCGCUAGAGAAGGCUUACAACUUCGUCAAGCAAAAGAGGAGCAUCACACGACCAAACGCAGGCUUCAUGAGGCAGCUGGCUGAGUACGAGGGCAUCCUGGAUGCUAGUAAACAGCGUCACAACAAGCUGUGGCAUCCAGACGGAGACUGUGAGAUGGCAGAGGGGCAGCAGGGAAUGUCCCAGUGUUGUGGUGGGGGGGAGGGAGGCCACCUGACUCCAGAGCCGGGGAUGUCUCCGUGCUGCGAGGAGGCGCUGUCUGAUAAGGGAGCUGCGUGUCCUUCUCCGCGCAGGGCUGUUGCCCUGGAGAUCGACCCCGCCUACAACAACUACUAUUUCCGCCGGCUCUCUGACUCAGCGCUGGAUAGCGAACCGUCCACUCCUGUGCGCGGCCCCCCCCUUAUUGGCAUGGAGAAAGUUUUUAUAGAAAUUGACGAUGUGGAGAGGGACGCUCUGCUCGAUGAUGAAGCCUUUGACGGCCGUGAAGGCCUGCCGCUCCCCCCCGUAGGGCCCACAGCUGAUGGGACGGCUGCACAGACAAGCUCUCGGGGCCCUGAGGCCCUGGAGGAGCUGCGACUGAGGCUGGAGUUCAGCACAGUGGAGGAGGAGGAUGAGGAGGAGGUGCAAAAGGAGGAGGCAGAGAUGGAGGUGCUCAUGCAGCCAGAUGAUGGAGGGGGUGGAGAGAGGGGAGGAGGAGGAGGAGCAGAGGAAACGCAAGAUGUGGAGGUAGAAGGGGACACAGAGGGGAACGGGAUGGACCUGGCAACCCUAAAUGAGAACUCCAACAAUAACAACCACUUGAGCUCUCCUCGUCCCCUAAAUGGGAAAGCUUCCUCCCUCCCUCUUGCAGUUGUUGCUUCUACUCUGUCCUGGAGUGAUUCCAAGCUGAAAGAAGACUCCCCACACUUGGUUUCUAAGCUUUGCCUUAACCCCAGUCCUCCAGAAGUACCAACUGCUUCAAUCCCACUUUCCCAUACCUCUUCUGAAGGCCUACCUAAGUGUUCAGUGAAGUCUUCAGGGCUGCCGCGCCCCUGUGGCCCUCAGUGUGACUGUGCCAACUGUACGGCCCCCCCGCCUGCAGCUCUACUCGACAGAGAGGAGCAGUACCUCCCGGAGCCGAUGGGCAAUAGUGAUAUAUUUAAAGUAAAGACUGAUAGUCAGAAGGGUAAAUAUGCAGCUGCGUCGGAGGCUCUCCCUGAGCUGAUGGCACUGGAUUUGGAGGAAGAGAAACUUGCUGUGGCUUGCUGCGUCGGCCCACAGCAGGAGACCCUGCUGCAGCUGCAGAGGUCUGGGCUGGUCCGCCGCCGCGCAGAGAGACUAGAGAGACUCUCAGGUCUGUCCAACGAGAGCGUGCUUUCUCUGAAGCCUUUGCACACAUGCCAAUUGUCAGAAAGCAGCCCUUUCCACACUGAGGAGGAAGAGGAGUUCUCUGGUUUCCCUAAAUCUUCUACACCAUGCCAUGUGCGGUUAGAGCCACUGGUGGUGCCGCUGAGCAACGAAGCCUUGUUGGGAGUCGUGGGUUCCGGGUUGCUCACACCCACCUCCUCGCCUCAUGGCUCCACCCUGACUCGCAGCUCCAGUAGCGACAGCCUGCGCAGCGUGAGGGGGAAGCCCGGGCUGGUGCGGCAGAGGGCGCAGGAGAUCGAGACACGCAUGCGUCUGGCCGGCCUGACCGUGCCCUCCAGGCUGAAGCGCUCCAACUCGCUGGCCAAGUUGGGCAGCAUCAACUUCUCCUCGGAGGACUUGUGUUCAGCCUGCUCCUCCGAUGCAGGAACGCUGCUGCUCCUCUCGCUGUCCCCAGAGCCAGACCCCGGCCUGGAGUGGGACACCCCCACCACCUCCGCUCUGCCCCGGCACCGCAAGGACCUGCACACUCCAGAGAGAUCACUACCGGUGGAGCCCAGAAGCUGACACAUCAAGCGGAGGUUACUCAUCCCCUCGUUUGUAAGAGCUGGAGAGUCAAAAAGAAACUUAUGAAACAAAAAAAACCAUGCCAACUGUUGUCGUGAGGAUUGUGCACUCUCUUUGCCACGUUGUUUCUCCAGCUGCUGUUCACAGUGUUGAAAGUCAUAUUGCUGUAUCUGAUACGUGUGUAAAGCCAUCAGUUCACCUCUAACUUGGUUUGAUUCAUGGACAAACAAGUGCCUUACCUAUGAGACCAGAGGCACAGAGCUGUGUGGGACUGCAGGAUGAGGCGCUACGAGAGGCUGUAUAACCUUUAACUUCACAGCUGUGGGCACCUGAUAUGUACCAAAUGAUGGUAUCCAUUGGCACUUAGAUUAUUUUUUAACCUGUCUGGUACAAAGUGGUAGCCUACAUUGCUGAACUUCCCUCAAUGGAGCUUGACAAAAGCAAGGUGUUUAAUAAAUGUAGAGUUGUUUACCGCACAGUUUAUGUUUUAGAUGCUAGAGGGUUGUAAAAAUGUAAUGGUUACCUCAUGUUCAUGAAGCUCUUUCUCAGAUGAACACCGGGCUAGAGAUUUGAUUCAGUUACUUUGCUGGUUUUAAAAGUGUGGAAAUCAGUUUUGAGGUGUAUUUUAAUGCGUGACAGUGUGAGUCUAUGAGUGAAUGAAUGGGAUCAAAGAGAGAAGGUUGUGACUGUUUUUGCCAGAGGCAUGCUCACUGUUUCAGACAAACAGAACAGAAACAUUUCUGAGUUUGUUGUUCCUUUGCACUGCUUUUUUUAUUGAGUGAAUACCGGUACACACAAGCAAGCUUUUCUUCCAAAAUAACAUCAGAGUAAUGUUAUUAACCUCAUCAUUCCCUACAACGUUCUUAAGAGAGCACAGUGAGGAGUCACGAUGCAUGGCUUCAAAUCACGAAUCAAAGUGUGACAGGAAAUAUGGAUUGAUGGCAGUCAAAUCAUAUAAUUUAUGUGAAGCUGAAGUUAUCUUUUGACAAGAUAUGAUUACAAACAUUUGCAUCCAAACCUUCUUUACCUUAAAUCAUCCUUGAGGGUUGCCAACAUUUUAAAUUCAUUCGUGCUUUUUUUUUUUAUGUGAAAGACCAAAGUUCUUUAACCAUCUCGACAAAUUGAAAAAACCAUUGAAGCUGUUUAAAAGUAGGUGAACCAUAAUGUCAAUCAACCAUGUGCGUGUUUCAGUGCUGUCACAUCUUUUUUGCACCUUUUGGGAAAAACGAAAGAGGCUCAGUGAAGUCGUGAGGCUCAUAGCUGUUAAGCUUUUCCGCUCAAAUCAUCAGUGAGUUUUAAAGCUUACAUCACAACGGGUUACUCCACAGAUUUGUAACCUUUUUCUUUUUAUAUUUAAGUAUGCAGUAACUUUUGUACUGUACAUUGCUGUAGUUCGAAUGCAUAUUGCACUUUUUAUGUUUGUCAAAAUAAUGUACUGUAUGUGUUAAUUAUGGAAAAUAAA
Messenger RNA from Eleginops maclovinus (Patagonian blennie), 4744 nucleotides. RefSeq names its product slingshot protein phosphatase 1a (gene ssh1a). Gene Ontology annotation, cellular component: cytoplasm. Gene Ontology annotation, biological process: actin cytoskeleton organization; negative regulation of actin filament polymerization; protein dephosphorylation. The coding region runs from base 265 to 3282 and encodes 1005 amino acids. Lineage: Eukaryota; Metazoa; Chordata; Actinopteri; Perciformes; Eleginopidae. The transcript has 14 exons. The record is from RefSeq and is a predicted model, not a curated record. Gene Ontology annotation, molecular function: protein tyrosine/serine/threonine phosphatase activity; actin binding.